GACUCGGUGAUGAUGAUGAUGAUGAUGAUCACAAUCACAAAAACUCAAUUGAUUACAACCAGUGUCUUCCUCUCAUCUGAUACCUUUCACAAGCUUCACAAUGGCGCAAUCGAGCCAUCGCGAUGACUUCUUUCAGACUACAGCUUCCCUUGAUGAGCAAAAACGCAAGGAUGCCAAGUCACAAAAUACCAACGGAAACCCUAUUCGGCUCCAGAGCAAGAUUCUGGCCGUCGCUGCUGAUCCCUUAAACGCAAACGCUGUCUUCGUGGCUCAGAGUGGUGGAACAGUGCGCAAGGUCAUACUCGAAACCGGAGAAACCGCAGCCAUCUACAAGGGACCAACCGCACCGAUUACGAGCUUAUGCUUUUCACCCAAUGGUCGCCUGUUAUUCGCUGGGUGCUGGGAUAAGACGGUUUGGAGUUGGGAUGCAACUACAAAGGAACGCAAGCUGCGAUAUGAAGGCCACACGGAUUUUGUCCGGUCCGUCAUCAGCACGAGACUACGUGGGCAAGAUGUUCUGGUUUCGGGUGGCGCCGAUGCGCAAAUAAUAGUUUUCGACAUCGCGACUGGGCAACGAUUGGCCGUGCUGAAGGGCCACGCCAAGGGGAUUCAAAAUUUGGCCUUUGAUCCCAUCUCGCUGGACUCGGAUAGCCCAGAGCCGAUUGUAUUCAGUGCCGGAAGCGACAGAGAGAUUCGCCAAUUCGACAUCUCUAAGGGCAGCCAAGAUCAAACCGGUACCGCUGCAAUCCUGGCUCACGAGACCAACGUGCACAAACUGUUCUUCGACCAGGAUGCCGAUUUGUGGACUGCUUCAGCCGACAAGACCACCAAGUGCUUGAGUCGAGAUGAAGGCUGGAAACCCAACACAACCCUGGAUCAUCCCGACUAUGUUCGUGAUGUGGUGGUUUAUGAGCAAGGUGGGUGGGUGGUCACAGCGUGCCGUGAUGAAGAGGUCCGCGUAUGGAAUCGAUCGACCGGACAACUCUACCAUACCUUCUCUGGACAUUACGAAGAAGUGACAGGGCUAGUACUCGUGGGUGCAACAGUUGUCAGUGUCAGUAUUGAUGCCACUAUCCGACAGUGGUCUCUGAAGCCCGAUGAGCUUCAGACGGCAGUAGCCAUGGCACAAAAGACCUCGACCGAGGAUGAAGAGCAGCCCACCAACCCCGGGUCGAUGCUUACGGAAGAGGAGGAGCGGGAGCUGGCCGAGCUUAUGGGCGAGGACUGAGACUACUCCAAGAAUUCAUAAAUGACCGUCACG
Molecule: messenger RNA, 1261 nt
Organism: Aspergillus fijiensis CBS 313.89
Lineage: Eukaryota; Fungi; Ascomycota; Eurotiomycetes; Eurotiales; Aspergillaceae
Product: WD40 repeat domain-containing protein
Exons: 4
Coding region: 101-1228 (375 amino acids)
Molecular function (GO): protein binding
Source: RefSeq, a predicted model, not a curated record